Messenger RNA from Camellia sinensis, 513 nucleotides. Lineage: Eukaryota; Viridiplantae; Streptophyta; Magnoliopsida; Ericales; Theaceae. The record is from RefSeq and is a predicted model, not a curated record.
AUGAUAGAAAACAUAGUGCGACGUUGGAGGGUGCUGAGUGGGCAGGACAAUUGGAAAAACCUCUUGGACCCUCUUGACAUUGAUCUUCGUUGUUAUAUCAUUCACUAUGGCGAAAUGGCUCAGGCAACUUAUGACAUUUUCAAUACCGAGAAAACUUCAGAGUAUGUUGGAAGCGGCAGAUAUUCCAGGAAGAAUCUAUUUGCCAGAGUUGGUCUAGCAAUUGGCAACUCGUAUCAUUACACACCAACAAAGUAUCUGUAUUCAACAUCAAUUGUUGAUGUUCCAGAAGAAUUUCUGUUGGAACCAUUCUCAAAGGAAGCUUGGUGCAAGGAAUGGAAUUGGAUAGGAUAUGUAGUUGUGGCUACUGAUCAAGGAAAGGUUGCCUUGGGAAGAAGAGAUAUAUUGGUUGCUUGGAGAGGCACAAUUCAGGCACUGGAAUGGAUUGAAGAUUUUGAUUUUCCAUUGGUAUCGGCUUAUAAAAUACUUGGGAAAGCGAUAAUCCAUAAGCGAUAG